Molecule: messenger RNA, 351 nt
Organism: Phasianus colchicus (ring-necked pheasant)
Lineage: Eukaryota; Metazoa; Chordata; Aves; Galliformes; Phasianidae
Source: RefSeq, a predicted model, not a curated record
AUGGCUGGUCUGCAGUUCCCUGUGGGUCGAGUCUACAGGCUCCUUAGGAGAGGCAGCUAUGCUGACAGGAUCAGCCCUGGUUCUGCAGUCUACAUGGCUGCAGUGCUGGAAUACCUGACUGCGGAGAUCCUGGAGCUGGCAGGGAAUGCUGCACGGGAAAACAAGAAGGCCAGGAUCCUGCCCCGACACAUCCAGCUGGCUGUGAGAAAUGAUGAUGAGCUGAGCAAGCUCUUCGCCUGUGUGACCAUCGCUCAAGGAGGGGUGUUACCUAAUGUUCUUCCUGAGCUCGUUCCUAAGAAGACAGUGACACUUAAGUCACCCCACAAAAAUGGUCAUUCACAGGAGUUCUAG